Messenger RNA from Aspergillus niger, 4152 nucleotides. RefSeq lists its product as uncharacterized. Gene Ontology annotation, molecular function: protein binding; nucleic acid binding. Gene Ontology annotation, cellular component: nucleus; mRNA cleavage and polyadenylation specificity factor complex. The record is from RefSeq and is a predicted model, not a curated record. Lineage: Eukaryota; Fungi; Ascomycota; Eurotiomycetes; Eurotiales; Aspergillaceae. The coding region runs from base 1 to 4152 and encodes 1383 amino acids. The transcript has 9 exons.
AUGCAGUGCUAUACUGAAAUAUUGCCCCCGACUGGGGUCACCCAUGCUUUGGCGGUCCCUUUCCUUGCGGCAACAUCAGACGAUCUGAUUGUGGUUAGAACAUCACUGCUUCAGAUCUAUUCGCUGCAUAAAGUUGCCUCCCAUGCGGAAGGAGCCGACGCCCAGCAGGAAUCGACGAAGCUCCUUUUGGAAAAGGAGUAUUCACUUUCGGGGACUGUAACUGGUCUUUGUCGGGUCAAGGUGCUCAACAGCAAGAGCGGCGGGGAAGCUGUUUUGGUCGCCUUCCGGAAUGCCAAACUUAGCUUGAUUGAAUGGGACCCGGAGCGUCGUGGCAUCUCCACCAUUUCCAUUCAUUAUUACGAGCGAGAUGAUCUGACCCGUAGUCCGUGGGUUCCUGACCUGAAUAAUUGUGGCAGCAUCCUCAGUGUGGACCCAAGCAGUAGAUGUGCGAUAUUCAACUUUGGAAUUCGAAAUCUCGCCAUUAUUCCUUUCCACCAGCCAGGAGAUGACCUGGUGAUGGAUGAUUAUGGGUCAGACCUCGGGGAAGGAAUAUCAACCGAUCACGAUCUCGGGGGUGGUACUGUUGCUGAUAAGGCCAAAGAGGGUAUUGUCUAUCAAACUCCAUAUGCUCCAUCUUUUGUUCUGCCCUUGACGACAUUGGAUCCUUCCAUACUUCACCCGAUAAGCCUUGCUUUCCUAUAUGAAUAUAGGGAGCCGACCUUUGGCAUAUUAUAUUCCCAAGUUGCAACAUCAAGUGCCCUUCUUCCUGAAAGAAAAGACGUGGUUUUCUAUACUGUGUUUACGCUAGAUUUGGAGCAGCAAGCAUCCACGGUUUUACUUUCCGUGUCAAGGCUGCCUAGUGAUUUAUUCAGAGUGGUGGCUCUCCCGCCUCCUGUCGGCGGUGCUUUAUUAAUCGGGUCCAACGAACUAGUGCAUAUCGAUCAGGCAGGCAAGACCAAUGCCGUUGGAGUUAACGAAUUCUCAAGACAAGUCUCAUCAUUUUCUAUGACUGACCAGUCCGAUUUGGCAUUGCGUCUUGAGAAUUGUAUCGUCGAGUGUCUCGGGGAUAGCAGUGGGGACAUGCUUUUGGUGCUUACUACGGGGGAGAUGGCCAUCGUGAAAUUCAAGUUAGAUGGGAGGUCAGUUUCUGGGAUCUCGGUUCACCUACUGCCGGCUCACGCAGGUCUUACCUCCAUAUAUUCCGCAGCAGCAGCUUCAACCUUCAUAGGUGAUGGAAAAAUUUUCCUGGGCAGCGAAGAUGGUGAUUCAGUGCUUUUAGGCUAUUCUUACUCAUCUUCCAGCACAAAAAAGCACCGGCUGCAAGCGAAGCAAGUGAUAGACGACUCUGCGGAUAUGUCAGAAGAGGAUCAGAGUGACGACGAUGUGUACGAAGACGAUCUCUAUUCUACAUCUCCGGACACAACACUUACCGGCCGCCGUCCGUCAGGAGAAUCAUCCGCUUUCGGGCUGUAUGACUUCCGGAUACACGAUAAGCUUAUCAACAUCGGCCCUCUUAGGGACAUUACUAUGGGAAAGAGGCUAUCCACGAACCUAGAAAAGACAGGCGAUCGUACUAAUAGUACUUCUCCAGAGCUGCAGAUAGUAGCUUCCCAAGGCUCACACAAGAGUGGUGGUUUGGUAGUAAUGGCCCGCGAGAUCGAUCCUCAUGUCGUCGCCUCAAUUUCGCUCGAGUCAGUAGACUGCAUCUGGACAGCUUCAUUGACUCGGGAGGAAGAGGCUGUUUCAGGAACGUCAGAGAAGAUGGGACAACAAUCGCAGCGAUGCUAUGUUAUUGCAACGGAAGUCAAAGGUUCCGAUAGGGAAGAAUCGCUCAUCUUCGUAGUGGAUGGCCAUGAUCUGAAACCUUUCAGAGCACCUGAUUUCAACCCUAACGAAGAUGUGACAAUUAGCGUUGGGACACAGGAAAGCAGGAAGCGCGUGGUCCAAGUCCUAAAGAACGAGGUUCGGAGUUAUGACUUUGACCUGAGUUUAACUCAAAUAUACCCGAUAUGGGACGAUGACACCAAUGAUGAACGAAUGGCUGUUAGUGCCAGUCUGGCCGAUUCUUGCCUUGCAAUUCUACGGGACGACUCUACGUUAUUAUUCCUUCAAGCAGACGACAGUGGAGACCUUGAUGAAGUAGUCUUUGGUGAGGAUGUAGCAUCUGGAAAGUGGAUAUCCUGUUGCUUGUACAGCGACAAAACCGGGAUGUUUUCUUCCAUCGAUCGAACACUGAGUGAGCCAGUCAAGAACGACAUGUUUUUAUUUCUACUCAGCCACGAUUGCAAGCUCUUUGUUUAUCGCGUCCGCGAUCAAAAGCUGCUAUCGAUAAUCGAGGGGACAGACGGUUUGUCGCCUCUGUUGUCCAGCGAGCCACCUAAGCGGUCUGGCACACGUGAGAAUCUGAUAGAGGCAAUCGUUGCCGAUCUCGGGGAAACAUGGAGUGCUUCGCCGUAUUUGAUUUUACGAUCUGAGACUGAUGAUUUGAUAAUCUACAAGCCUUUUGUGGUUUCAACGGGACCAGUUGAAGGGAUUCACAGCCUGAAGUUUUCCAAAGAGACCAACAGCGUCCUGCCAAGGAUCCCACCUGGUGUCAGUUCAACACAGCCCAGUGGUUCGGAUUAUAGAGCUAGGCCACUGCGCAUCCUGCCCGAUAUCUCGGGACUCAGUGCUGUAUUCAUGCCUGGUGCUUCAGCAGGCUUCAUUAUCAGGACAUCCGCAAGUGCGCCACACUUUCUGCGCUUAAGAGGGGAAAACUCUCGGAGCAGUACGGUUCGGUUUUGUAAAUUGCCCCCUAUGACACGAUUUGAUUACCAGUGGACUUUGAAAAGGGUGCACCUAGGAGAACAAGUUGACCACUUAGCUUAUUCCACCUCUUCCGGGAUGUACGUACUAGGGACGUGUCAUGCAACCGAUUUCAAGUUGCCUGAGGAUGACGAGUUGCACCCAGAAUGGCGCAAUGAAGCUAUUUCGUUUUUCCCGUCGGCGCGUGGAAGCUUUAUAAAGCUUGUAUGGGAUCAUCAUCUACAGCGUCAAGACUCGGUCAUCCUAAUUUUUCAUUUGCACAGUUUUUCCCUCGGCGCAGACGAGUACGUCAUGGCGAUCAAAAACAUAAGUCUUGAAGUAUCGGAAAACACCCACGAACGCAAGGACAUGAUCGUUGUGGGUACUGCGUUCGCCCGGGGCGAAGACAUACCUUCACGCGGCUGCAUCUAUGUUUUCGAGGUUGUGCAGGUUGUUCCAGACCCAGAUCACCCUGAGACAGAUCGCAAGUUGAAGCUCAUUGGCAAAGAACCAGUGAAAGGUGCCGUGACUGCGCUAUCUGAGAUUGGUGGCCAGGGCUUCGUCCUGGUUGCACAAGGACAAAAGUGUAUGGUCAGAGGCCUCAAGGAGGAUGGUAGCCUCCUCCCUGUUGCUUUCAUGGACAUGCAGUGCUAUGUCAGCGUCGUAAAAGAGCUCAAAGGCACUGGGAUGUGCAUCCUUGGCGAUGCUGUGAAAGGUGUUUGGUUCGCAGGCUAUUCGGAGGAGCCCUACAAAAUGAGCCUUUUUGCCAAGGAUCUAGACUACCUUGAAGUGUGCGCGGCUGAGUUCCUUCCAGACGGCAAAAGACUAUUCAUUGUUGUGGCCGACAGCGAUUGCAACAUUCAUGUAUUGCAGUAUGAUCCGGAGGAUCCUAAAUCCUCGAACGGUGACAGGCUGCUUAGCCGUAGUAAAUUUCAUAUGGGCAACUUCGCCUCCACGUUGACUCUUCUGCCACGUACAAUGGUCUCUUCAGAGAAGAUGGUGUCCAGUUCGGACGGAAUGGAUAUCGACAACCAGAGCCCCCUCCACCAAGUCCUGAUGACCACACAGAACGGCUCUCUUGGCUUGAUCACCUGCAUUCCGGAAGAAUCAUACCGCAGAUUGUCUGCUUUACAGUCGCAGCUGACGAAUACACUGGAACAUCCCUGCGGUCUUAAUCCCCGAGCCUUCCGGGCUGUGGAGAGCGAUGGCACUGCUGGUAGGGGUAUGCUCGACGGUAAUCUCUUGUUCAAAUGGAUAGAUAUGAGCAAGCAACGCAAGACAGAGAUCGCAGGACGCGUGGGUGCACGUGAAUGGGAGAUAAAGGCCGACCUUGAGGCCAUCAGUGGUGAUGGCCUUGGCUAUCUCUAA